This is a messenger RNA of Quercus lobata, 3218 nucleotides long. RefSeq names its product probable LRR receptor-like serine/threonine-protein kinase At3g47570. The transcript is spliced from 2 exons. Bases 4 to 3057 code for a protein of 1017 amino acids. The record is from RefSeq and is a predicted model, not a curated record. Gene Ontology annotation, molecular function: ATP binding; protein binding; protein kinase activity. Lineage: Eukaryota; Viridiplantae; Streptophyta; Magnoliopsida; Fagales; Fagaceae. Gene Ontology annotation, biological process: protein phosphorylation.
UUCAUGGCUUCCCCUUCCCAGCAAAUGCUUCAGUCUACCUCAUUAUUUGUCCUUAUAUUUUGCACAUGCAUAUUUCUUCGAGUUGAGUGCGCCACCUUGAGUAUCCUCACAGAUAAGGAAGCCUUGAUCUCAUUCAAGUCUGGAAUAAGUCUAGAGGCUCCCACCCUUUUGUCUUCUUGGGAUCAAAACAGCUCAUCCCCAUGCAAUUGGACUGGAGUUGUGUGCAAUAAGUACUCUGGCCUGCCUGGCCAGAGAGUGGUUGGCCUUGAUCUUUCAGAUUUUGGACUUGAAGGGUCCAUUAGCCCUCAUAUUGGCAACCUCUCCUUCCUACGUUCCCUUCAACUUGGACAAAACCAAUUCACAGGUAUGCUUCCUGAUCAAAUUGGCAAUCUUUUCCGUUUGAGAGUUCUUAACUUGAGCUCCAACAGGCUAGAAUGUGUGCUACCCUCAAAUUUAAGCCGAUUGACUGAGCUCCAAGUCCUCGACUUGUCUGAAAACAAGAAUAUCACAGGAAGAAUUCCUGAAGAGUUUAGCUACUUGACAAAGCUGGAAGUGUUGAAGUUGGCAAAAAACCAUCUCUAUGGUGCAAUUCCACCAGUCAUAGGUAACCUUUCUUCGCUCACCAACUUAAACUUAGGCACCAACACUCUUAGUGGUGCAAUACCUAGUGACUUAGGCCACCUUCAAAAUUUGAAGGAACUCGAUCUUACCAUUAACAAUUUUUCUGGCACCAUUCCUCCGUCAAUAUACAACAUGUCCUCCCUAGUUUCUUUGGCCGUAGCUUCAAACGACUUAUUGGGUGAAAUUCCUGGAGAUAUUGGGAUUAAACUCCCAAAUCUUUUAGUUUUCAACUUCUGCAUUAAUAAGUUUAUAGGCAAAAUUCCAUGGUCUUUGCACAAUCUAACCAAUAUAAAAGUCAUACGCAUGGCACACAACCGUUUGGAAGGAACAGUACCACCAGGCCUAGGAAAUCUCCCAUUCCUUGAUAUGUACAAUAUUGGUUAUAAUAAUAUUGUUAGUGAGGAUGGUCUUAGUUUCAUUACUUCUUUGAAAAACAGCACUCGUCUCAACUUCCUCGCAAUUGAUGGCAACCAUUUUGAGGGUGUGAUUCCAGAAUCAAUAGGCAAUCUUUCAAAGGUUCUCUCAAAGUUGUACAUGGGAGAAAAUAGUUUUCAAGGUAACAUACCCACCUCUAUCAGUCAUCUUAGUGGCCUGACUUUGCUAAAUGUGAGCUUCAAUUCACUUUCUGGUGAAAUCCCAACUGAAAUUGGCCAUUUGAAGGAAUUGCAAAUGUUAGGUUUGGCAAGAAAUCGAUUAUCCAAUAGUAUUCCAAAUUCCCUAGGUAAUCUCCAAAAGCUAAACCAAAUUGAUUUAUCAGGGAAUAGUUUGGUGGGUAAUAUACCUACUACUUUUGGAAACUUUCAGAAACUUCUUUCCAUGGACUUAUCUAACAACAAGUUUAAUGGGAACUUAACUAGAGAAAUUUUCAAUCUCCCUAGUUUGAGCACCGUUUUCAACCUGUCAAAGAACUUUUUAAGUGGACCUUUGCCUGAAGAAGUUUCUCUUCUAGAAAAUGUUGUUACCAUUGACCUUUCUGACAACCUUUUUUCUGGUAAUAUCCCCAGCUCAAUCAGAAAAUGUAAGAGCUUGCAGAAAUUAUUGUUGGCCAAGAAUUUACUUUCAGGUCCUAUUCCUAGUACUUUAGAAGACGUGAAAGGCCUUGACACCCUAGAUCUCUCUUCCAACCAACUUUCUGGCUCCAUUCCUGUUGAACUCCAAAACCUUCAAGCCCUUCAAUCCUUGAAUCUAUCUUUCAAUAAUUUGGAAGGGGUAGUCCCCAUAAGUGGGGUUUUUGGAAACCCCUCUAAAGUCCAUUUGGAAGGCAACCCAAAGCUUUGUUUGCAGUUGGCAUGUGUCAAAACUAGUAAGGGAAGGAAGGUAGCCAAACUUGUUGGUAUUACCAGUGUCCUGGUAUCAAUAGCCCUUUGCUUUAUUCUUGGCUCACUAUUCUACUUAAAGAGAAGUAAAUCAAAGAUUACAGGAACUUCUGAAUCGGUGAAAGGACAACAUCAAAUGGUCUCAUACAAUGACCUUCGUCAAGCAACUGGAAACUUCAACCAAGAAAACUUUCUUGGAAACGGGAGCUUUGGGUCUGUAUAUAAAGGCUAUCUAAGGCAAGGAAUUGCUGUGGCAGUUAAGGUCCUUGACACUAAGAGGACAAGCUCUUGGAAGAGUUUUCUUGCAGAGUGUGAGGCUCUGAGGAAUGCUAGGCACCGGAACCUUGUUAAGCUGAUCACAUCAUGCUCUAGCAUAGACUUCAAGAACAUGGAAUUUCUGGCUCUGGUUUAUGAAUAUCUGAGUAAUGGCAGCUUAGAAGACUGGGUCAAUGGCAAGAGGAAGAAUGCGAAUGGGGAUGUGUUGAAUGUUGUGGAGAGAUUGAAUGUGGCCAUUGAUGUUGCUUGUGGAUUGGAUUACCUGCACCAUGACUGUGAAGUUCCAGUGGUGCAUUGUGAUUUGAAACCCAGCAACAUUCUUUUGGGUGAAGACAUGACUGCCAAGGUUGGAGACUUUGGGCUGGCAAGGUUGCUGAUGCAAAGAACAAACGUUCAACAUUCUAUUAGCUGUACAAAUGUUCUAAAGGGUUCCAUAGGAUACAUACCUCCAGAGUACGGCAUGGGAGAGAAGCCAUCAACCGCUGGAGAUGUAUACAGUUUUGGUGUAAUGCUGCUAGAGCUCUUUACCGGGAAAAGACCAACACAUGAGAGCUUCAUUGGAGACCUAAGCCUAAUCAGAUGGGUGCAAUCAGCUUUCCCUGCCAACAUAAUGCAAGUACUCGACCCUAAGAUGCUACAACUUUUGAGCAGCCUUUACUAUAAUGACAAACCCAUAAGCCUUGAUGUUCAACAUGAUUGCCUGAUCACAACCCUCGGGGUUGGGCUAUCUUGCACAGUUGAAUCUUCUGAUGCCCGCAUUAGCAUUAGGAGUGCUCUACACAAAUUGAAGUCUACAAGAGACACCCUUCUUAAACCAGUACCCAUUAGGAAUAAUAUUUGUUAGAAAUGGAUCUGUUAAUGAGUAUCUAUGUAAUAAGAUCUUGUUCUGGACUACAAUAUGCAGAAUUUUAGAUCCUUGUUGUUCUCUAUAAUUUUCUUUAUCUUCAGCAGUGUUCUCAUUGUUAGAUAUUCGAAAUAUACUUUAUCUUUUCAUGGCAUGUGUGA